This is a messenger RNA of Pseudoliparis swirei, 2594 nucleotides long. Its product is annotated as arachidonate 12-lipoxygenase, 12R-type-like. Gene Ontology annotation, molecular function: protein binding; iron ion binding; oxidoreductase activity, acting on single donors with incorporation of molecular oxygen, incorporation of two atoms of oxygen. NCBI's taxonomy places the organism in Eukaryota, Metazoa, Chordata, Actinopteri, Perciformes, Liparidae. The record is from RefSeq and is a predicted model, not a curated record. Gene Ontology annotation, biological process: linoleic acid metabolic process; lipid oxidation.
UUUUCUUAUGUCUCUCUCAAUCUCUCGUUCUCCCUCUCUUACUCCUCUGUCUCUCCCAAAAAAUAUUUCUCCCUCUAAAUCUUUUUCUCCCUCUUUCUCUCCAUCUCUCUUUCUCAAUCUCUCUCUCAAUCCGUUAAUUAUCAGUUCAGCUCAAUGCUUUUGGGCUUCAACCCUUUUUAGCAGGUAGUUCCUAUGUUUCUGUGUUGUCAGCUAUUUUCAAAUAUGUUUUCAAAUAUUUCAGCUUUAAAACAUUUCAACGCAUUUUCAGCAGGAAAUGCAUUUUCUAGUUAUUUGUUCUCUUCCCACCAGGAUUCUUCUGCUUGCCGGUGGGUACAAUGGUGGACUAUAAUGUGACCGUAUCCACUGCCAAUCUCACCACUGCCGGCACCUUUAGCGGUGUCUACAUUAAGCUGGUGGGCACAGAUGGGGAGAGCGAACGCAAAUGGCUCAUUAGCAUCAAAUGGGCUCUUUCGUUCAUCAGAGGAGCAGUGUCCAGUUUCACCGUGUCCUGCCCUGUCUCCAUUGGAAAGCUAGUCCUAAUAGAGAUAGAGAAACCGCCUUUCCUUCUCUUCUUUGAAGACUCUUGGUUCCCUGCCAAGGUGGAAGUGAAUUCUCCUGAGGGUGACACCUACAACUUUCCCAUCUACCGCUGGAUCACUGACAAUGAGGUGCACCGCUUUAGAGAGGCAAAAGCUCUGAGAGUCUUUGAAGACAGCCAUCCUCUUGGCAGGUACAGUCGGGAGCAGGAGCUGAAGCAAAGAGAGGAAGACUAUCGUUGGGAUGUGUAUCAGGAGGGAAUACCUCACUGCAUCAAGGCAGAAAGCCUUUCUCUGCCUGAUGAGGUCCGCUUCUCCUUCACAAAGACCACAGAGUUGCUCUACACAGUGUCCGCCGGGGUGGCUGAGCUGCAACUGAAGGGACUUUCUGAUUCCAAGGAGAACUGGUCUGAUAUUGAAGCUAUCGAUCAGGUGUUCUGGUGCAAACAUACUGACAUAUCAGACUAUGUCCGUGAUCAUUGGAAGGAGGACGCUUUCUUUGGCUACCAGUUUCUAAACGGUGUGAACCCCAUGUUGAUCCAACGCUGCACAACCCUGCCCAAUACCUUUCCUGUCAGUGAUGACAUGGUCUCCCUCAGUGGUCAGUGUAGCUUGGCAGAUGAAAUGAAGAGCGGCAACAUAUUCCUGUGUGACUACAAGCGUUUGGAUGGUCUGAAAUCAAACAUCAUCAACGAGAAGAAGCAGUACUUGAUGGCUCCCCUGGUCUUGCUUCACAAAACACCUGAUGAUAAGCUGAUGCCAAUUGCUAUUCAGCUGAAGCAGACUCCAGCAGAUGAUAAUCCCAUCUUCUUUUCUACUGACUCUGAGUACGACUGGUUGAUGGCCAAGAUUUUUGUGAGAAGUGCAGAUUUCAACGAGCAUCAACUGAAUGUUCAUCUGCUGCGCACUCAUUUGCUGGCGGAAGUUUUUGCAGUGUCACUGCUGCGCAACGUGCCCAUGGUGCAUCCGCUGCACAAGCUCCUCGUACCUCACACUCGCUACACUCUACAGAUCAACUACUUAGCUCGAGCUAAACUAAUAUCUGACGAUGGAUUUUUUACAGAGUAUGCAAGUGUUGGUGAGGGUACGAGGACACUUUUAAAGAGAUCCCUGGCCUCAGUGACUUACAGCUCCCUCUGCAUACCUGACGACAUUGUUGCGCGUGGGCUGGAGGACGUUCCGAACUACUACUACAGAGACGAUGGACUCAAGCUUUGGGAUAUCAUCCACAGGUUUGUGCAGGGAGUGCUGAGCUUCUACUACAAGAAUGACGCUGAGGUCCAGAAAGACUCCGAACUGCAGAAGUGGAUUUCAGAUAUUUUUGAACAUGGAUUCCUUUCCCAAGAAAGCACAGGAAUUCCCCAGAGCUUUACCACGGUGGUGGAGUUGGUCAAGUUUGUCACCAUGACGAUCUUCACUUGCUCAGGACAGCACUCGGCUGUGAACACUGGACAGUAUGAUUAUGGUGGCUGGAUGCCCAACACUCCCAUCUCCCUACAACGUCCUCCACCAACCACAAAGGGGACAACAAGUGAGGCCACGAUGCUGCAGACAUUCCCUGAUGUCAAAACCACGGUUAUGGGAUUGUCUGUAUUGUGGCUACUCAGCAAGAGGUCCACUGACUUUGUCCCUCUCGGUCAGUACCCAAAGGACCAUUUUAGUGAGAAGAUUCCCUGCAAGCUGAUUGAGGAUUUCCAAGGAGAGCUUCAAGAGUCCAGUGCGGCCAUCAAAGCCAGAAAUGAAAAUCUGGAGAUCCCAUACACAUACCUGGAUCCAAAAGAGCUAGAAAAUAGUGUGGCCAUUUGAAUAUCAGAAGCUCUUUUGGAAAGCUGGUGCCGAUUGAGAUAAGUCUCUUCCACUGUUCCCAGAAGACACUGGGUUUCCUUGCAAUGUGAAAGUAAAGUCCCCGGAGGGAGUCAUCGACAACUUUCCCAGCUGCUGUAUCGUUAACAGCGAGGUGUGACUCUGUUUAAUCGUUAAAGAUUUUGUGGAACCUUUUCUCAUUUCUGUCCAACAUUUAUACAAGGUUCUCUGUCAAAUAAAGGCAAAAGUGUGUUA